Nicotiana tabacum (common tobacco) is the source of this 1506-nucleotide messenger RNA. NCBI's taxonomy places the organism in Eukaryota, Viridiplantae, Streptophyta, Magnoliopsida, Solanales, Solanaceae. The record is from RefSeq and is a predicted model, not a curated record.
AUGGCAGUAAGUCUUCGGAAUGGGAGAGAUUUAGACAAAGAGCAGGAGGUUGCACAAGCCAGCAAAGAGACUACGCCAUCCACUCCAAUUCUACUAGAGGUAGAUGAACUAACAAAUCUGACUGAAGUGGUAGUUGAACAGGGUCAAGAUAAGGGUAGGGCUAAGGUAAAUGAACAAGUUGCAGAACAGGUGGUGCCUCUUGUGCCACAGAACCCCAACAGAGAGAAGCCAGCAAGCAGUGAACAAAGUGUGAUACCUGCACCAUUUCCUCAGAGACUGGUAAAACAAAAGAAGGAAGAUCAAUACAAGAAAUUCAUGGAGAUGCUGCGUCAAAUUCAGCUGAAUAUUCCUUUGAUGGAUGCCUUGAGGGAGAUGACAGGUUAUGCAAAGAUGAUGAAAGACCUAAUGUCACGGAAGUUUGAUUUUCAGGACCUAUCCACAAUGACUCUGAUGCAGACUUGCAGCGCAGUAGUGACCAGACCGAUGGCUCAAAAGAUGUCCGACCCGGGUAGCUUCACUAUUCUAUGCAUGAUUGGGAGUUACGCCUUUGCAAAGGCAUUAUGUGAUUUGGGAGCCAGCAUAAAUUUGAUGCCUCUGGCUGUAUACACCAGACUAGGCAUUGGCAGAGCUAGACCGACUUCGAUGCUGCUGCAACUAGCUGACCGCAUGGUAAAAAGGCCUACUGGGAUUCUUGAUGAUGUGUUGGUGCAAGUGGAGAAGUCCGUGUUCCCUGCAGACUUUGUUAUUCUGGAUUGUCAGGUAGAUGAGGAGAUACCUAUCAUUUUAGGUAGGCCAUUUUUGGCCACUGGGAGAGCCCUGAUCGAUUGUGAGACUGGGGAAUUAAAAAUGAGACUGAACGAUGAAGAAGUCAUAUUCAAUGUUCAGCAAUCUAUGAGGAGACCUAGUGAAUAUGUUAAUUGCUCUCUAGUGGAGGCAGUGGAUGUGAUCCUGCAAGAAGAUGAUAUGACCCUGACUGCUAAAGAUCCAUUGGAGGCAUGUCUGACAAAUUUAGAAGAAAUGGAUGGUGAAAGAUUGGCUGAGUGGGUCAUGGCACUUGAAGGCCAAGGAUUCUGGAAAAGGGAACCUCAGUUCGAGCCCCUUGAGUUAGAAAAAAGGGCUACACCUCCAGCAAAGCCAUCGGUAGAGGAACCACCCAAGUUGGAGCUGAAGCCGCUUCCAGCUCACCUCAGGUACGUUUUCUUAGGCCCUGAUUCUACUUUGUCUCUUAUUAUAUCAUCCAGUUUGUUAGAUGUGCAGGUAGAACAGCUCUUACAGGUACUGCAGGAAAGCAAGACUGCCAUUGGCUGGACCAUGGCAGACAUAAAGGGACCCUUCAGAGUGGUGCAAUUGUUCUUGAGUGGAGCUAUAGAGAUUGAAUCAGAAAAUGGGACAAACAAGUUCACAGUAAAUGGGCAAAGGUUGAAACAUUACCUUGGCAUGGCUGAAGAAAAAGGGGAUAGAGUGGUAAUCACUUUGGGAGAGCCCCAGUGCGCAGAUGAGGAGUGA